AAGUCAAGUUCAUAUGGUUCCCUCCUUUUUCUGACAUUACAGUUCUGCAGAAUUGAGAAACCCUUUCUUUUUCUCCGUCAAAUUAUUUUUUUAUUACGUGGGUGGUGAAUUCCCCGUUUUGCCCCUUUCCAUCACCACCGUUCUGGUCUCUGUUUCAUUCAUUUUUCUUCUGUCAUACAUCGCACCAAAAAAAGGUACUGUGUGUUGAGGUUCUCUUCUUCUCUCUGAGUUCUUUCUCUAUAUAUACGCACACUCAUUCCUCUGUCUCUCUGCAACCGACAACCUCUGCUUCUCUUCACUUAUGCCUCAUUCUUAAGGAGCUUUUAUAUCAUGGAAGAGUUGAAGAUGACAGGAAAUGUUGCGAACGGUGUUCAUGUUGAAGGGGAAGGUAAUGAGAUGAAUGUGAACCCUGAUUCCCUUUCUAAGGAAACCUUUAGUCAGGGAAAAGGUGAAGGCGGUACUGCUAAUUUUGGUGUUGAUGGGGUGGUUGAGCCCUCCAUUGAACAGCUUUAUGAGAAUGUGUGUGACAUGCAGAGUUCGGAUCAGUCACCGUCGCGGCAAAGUUUUGGAUCUGAUGGCGAUGAGUCUAGAAUCGAUUCUGAAUUGCGCCAUCUAGUUGGAGGACGGAUGAGGGAGGUAGAGAUAAUGGAAGAGGAAGUUGGGGAGGAGAAAGGGCAUGACAGGAGCUCAAGUAGUGAAAUAUCUUCCGGAUUGGAUGGCUUGACCAAUGAUAAGAAAUUGGAUCAGGUGAAUGAGAUUCAGGAGGUUCAGCCUGCAGCUACUAGUUCUGGUUCCUCGGUAAAGUCUGUUAAAGCAUCGAGUUCACGGAUAGGACCUGAUACUUCGCCCAAAUCAACAGCCAAGGGAAAAAGUCCUGCCCCGAAACCUCCUAUCGAAAGAAAGAACGGUAGGCCUUCGAGGAAACAAAGUAGUGGUGUUAGUGGUGUUACUGGCGUGAAGAAUUUGAAGAAUUCUCCUUUGGGAAAUAAGUCAGUGUCACAAAACCGUGUUGAGAAAAGGGCCGAGUCCGUAUUAGACAGACCUGAGAGGGCACCGAUAUUACUAAAACAAGCAAGAGAUAUGAUUUCAUUCGGGGAUAGUCCUUAUAAGGCUCUUGACUUAGCUCUUCAAGCAAUGAAACUGUUUGAGAAGUUAGGUGAUGAGAAACCGAGUUUGGAGCUGGUUAUGUGUUUACAUGUUAUUUCAGCAAUACAUUGCAGCUUGGGUCAAUAUGGUGAGGCAAUUCCAAUUCUUGAACGGUCAAUUGAGAUUCCUGUUAUUGGGGAAAGUCAGGAACAUGCCCUUGCUAAAUUUGCUGGUCACAUGCAACUGGGAGACACCUAUGCUAUGCUGGGCCAGCUUGAGAAUUCAAUUAAGUGCUAUACCACUGGAUUAGAAGUCCAGAAGCAGGUUUUGGGAGAUACAGACCCAAGAGUUGGUGAAACUUGUCGGUACGUGGCUGAAGCCAAUGUUCAGGCUUUGCGAUUUGAUGAAGCUGAGAGGCUUUGUCAGAUGGCUCUAGACAUUCAUAAAGCAAAUAAUUCAGCUCCAUCUCUUGAAGAGGCAGCUGAUAGGAGGCUCAUGGGCCUUGUAUGUGAUACAAAGGGAAAUCACGAAGCUGCUCUUGAGCAUCUUGUUCUAGCCAGCAUGGCAAUGGUCGCUAAUGGCCAGGAAGGGGAUGUGGCUUCUGUUGACUGCAGCAUUGGAGACGCAUACUUAUCUUUGUCUCGAUAUGAUGAAGCUAUCUUUGCGUAUCAGAAAGCUUUAACAGCUUUCAAGACCAACAAAGGAGAGAAUCAUCCAGCAGUGGGAUUUGUCUUUGUGCGUUUGGCUGACUUGUAUAACAGGAUAGGGAAGAUAAGGGAAUCAAAAUCAUAUUGUGAGAGUGCACUUAAAAUAUACGAGAAUCCACUUCCUGGAGUUCCUCUAGAGGAGAUUGCUAGUGGUCUUACAAAUAUUUCAACUAUCUAUGAGUCUAUGAAUGAGCUUGAACGGGCUCUGAAGUUACUGCAGAAAGCACUGGAGAUAUACAAUGAUGUCCCUGGUCAGCAAAGCACAAUAGCUGGAAUUGAAGCUCAGAUGGGAGUCAUGUACUACAUGUUGGGGAACUUUUCUGAAUCUUACGAAACUUUGAAGACUGCUAUUUCAAAGCUUCGUGCUAUUGGAGAAAAGAAAUCAUCUUUCUUUGGUAUUGCUCUUAAUCAAAUGGGACUUGCCUGUGUGCAACGGUAUGCCUUAAGUGAGGCUACAGAAUUAUUUGAAGAAGCAAAGAGUAUUUUGGAACAAGAAUAUGGUCCGUAUCACCCAGAAACACUUGGGGUAUGCAGUAAUCUUGCUGGCACAUACGAUGCAAUUGGCAGAAUGGAUGAUGCAAUUCAAAUUCUGGAGUACGUUGUUAGCGCGAGGGAGGAAAAGCUUGGGACAGCAAAUCCUGACGUGGAUGAUGAGAAGAAAAGGUUGGGUGAGUUGUUGAAGGAAGCAGGAAGAGUUCGGAGCAGAAAAGGCAGGUCACUGGAGAACCUUCUUGAUGGCAAUGCUCACACUGUAAACAAUGUUGUCAUCAGGGUCUGACGAUGAUUUAUACCAAAGACUCGUGAAAGAAAAGCCAUGCUUUACAGGAACUCAAAGUAGCAUAUGCUGAAAGGCUGAAAAGAUAAACCUGCAGUCUGGACAGUAUUAAUUUAUUGGUUAUAAUUGAAUGAUUGAAUAGUGUUUAUCAUUGAUGAGGUAAAAUUGGAAGAGUGUAAUUUUUGUGCUAGAUUAUUUUUGUUUAAAAGCUAUGUUAUUGUUUAUAUGAUAUUAUGUAAGUAAUUAUGGUGUAUAGAUACUCCCCUUGUUUGUGUAUACAACAUUUUCCCCCUCAUUUCACAUAUCAAGAGAAGACUUAUUUUUUCUCC
Vigna unguiculata (cowpea) is the source of this 2897-nucleotide messenger RNA. Its product is annotated as protein KINESIN LIGHT CHAIN-RELATED 3. Gene Ontology annotation, molecular function: protein binding. The record is from RefSeq and is a predicted model, not a curated record. Lineage: Eukaryota; Viridiplantae; Streptophyta; Magnoliopsida; Fabales; Fabaceae.